Messenger RNA from Prorocentrum cordatum, 3651 nucleotides. The record is from the annotation of a GenBank genome assembly. NCBI's taxonomy places the organism in Eukaryota, Dinophyceae, Prorocentrales, Prorocentraceae.
AGCCCCCCUGGGCUCGCAGCCCCUGGACAAGAGCGUAUCGGGGGUCGCACCUUUUCUGACACAGAAAACGACGUGGCCUGCCAAAACCCAGCGGGGCGCGCCAUGGGGCGCCGCUCGCCGCAUCCCCCGCUCGCGGCCGCCCUCGCUCUGCUGCUGCUGAUCGGGGGCGCGGAGGCGUGGCGGGUUCAGGAGACACUCGAGCUGCACAGGUCAGAAACCAUCAAGGGCUCCCGCCUUGCAGGCGGUCGUGGGGCAAAACAGUCUAGCGUCUUGGCCUUGUCCGCUACGGCGGGGACUGUGGACCCCAUCUUCCUCGGCACCGCUGUCGGGCUUUCGGCGCUCGCCAACAUCGCGAACGUCGUUCUGCAUGCGGUGCGCAUCUCGCGCAUGGAGGGCACGCGCACGGAUCUCGUGACGAUCCAGGAGCAAAUCUUUGCCGAGCGCGCUGACGCUUGCUUUUCGGUGCGAUCCCUUGAGGUGCAGGCCGAUCUGCUCACCCGUGCCAUCGAGGCGUUCGUGGAGUUCACUGGGGCGCAGGUGCCAGAGAAAGUCCACCCUCUGACCAUCUCUGACGGGAAGCUCGGCCGUGAAGGCACAGCCAACGCGACGGCGUCAAAGGCGGUAGCGUCCGACGUGGCACGGAUAUCGAAGUCGCUUCAGGUGGUGAACAGCCACUUGCGGCAUGCAAUGGCGGCAGCGGUGCAGUCCGCGUGCCACUCCGCCGCGAGCGGUGAGAUCGUUAUCCAGGCUAACGUGGACAAGCUGAGCAAGCAGAUUGAGGAGGCGCAGGAGGAGCUCAUGUCCGCAGGCUUCCAUCUCAUCUCCGACCUCACAGGUGGGGUAUUGACCGGCGUGAUUGAUCCCACUAAGGCCUCUGCGGUGUUGGAUGACCUGGAUGCCCAAAUCAAGAGGGGCAACGUGCUCAUGAGUUCCUUAGCGGGCCUCGGGCAGCUUGCUACCAACAAGUGGGAGGUUCCGAGUGGCAUGUCAAGCUUCACAUGGAAGACAAUGAUCAAAGGGAUCGGGACGAUGUGGACGGCGACCACUGCGAUUGCGAUUACUCUGCAGAAUGCCGCAGUUGUCGACAUUGUUGUGCAAUUGAACUUCAUCCUUGAGAGUCUUUACAACCUUGUGACGGGCAAGAGUGCCGAGGGCUUUGAUAUCGCCAUUGAGGUCCUCAGCAUUGUCAAUUCAGCCCUGCGUUUGGUAAACGAUUGCGUGUCGCUCGCAAGUCCUGGCGGCCAGGCGGAUCCUUCUUUGCUGUACGUGACUCUGACAAUCAGCACGCUGUCCUCCAUCGUGAGGCUCGCAAAGACGUCGCUGCAAUUGCAGCAGGAGCAGGGUCAGCAAAGUGAAAUGAUCGCGCAAGCGCAGUCAACGAAGAGGGAUGCAACGCUCUUGCGGAGCUAUGGAACUUGCAAUGCGCUUGGAACGGCCUGGACGCUCUCUGGCACGGCUGGUACCUUCAUGAGGGAGGCGUCGGUUGCAGCUGGUGUAUCUUUGAAAGAUCUUGACGCAGGCCUCCUGACAAAGGUGUAUGAGCGGUAUGCGGAGGAAAGGCCCUCUCUGGCAGCGAAGGUCCUUCGCGAAGCCUUGUCCUUGGGGACGCCAGGGGUCACAAAGGAGCUCAUCCAGAGGGCUGAGGCGCUCGCGGAGGUGGCACCAAUUACAGAUUUCGCGGUCGCCUCAGACAGACAGCAGUUGAAGGCUUUGGGCGCGCUGGGCUUCCAGCCCACAAGCACUGUCUCGCACAAGGCGCGUUUCCUGAUUUGUCGUGGCUGUGGCGAUUCGGUCAUUACAGGCAUGAAGCUUGUCGUUGACGACGAGAUGUACAGGGGGUUGGAGGAACAUUUCAACAACGUCCCGGCACAUUUCGGUGAUCUCCGCAUGCCAAGCGACUCAACGCUCAAUUUCGUUCAGUUGCCCAGACAGGAGGGUUUCUCCAUGAUCGCAUUUGCUAAAGUGCCGCGCACUGCACUCGCAACACAUGCAUUGCCGGUGCUCUUCGAUCUGAGCGAAGAGGUAUUUGCAACGGAGGCACAUAAGUUGGAUGAGGGUGCAGCAGCGACAUUCCGGGAGAAGGCCAUGGCCAUGUUGCAGCGUAACGAGGUCGAGGUGCUCUCAUGGAAAACAGACCAGACGUACGUCAACAAAUACGUGAACAAGUUCAUCAACGGGGGUUAUUGCGAUGCGCAUCCAGCCCACUGGGAGUUUGGAAUAUUGGAUGUCGUAGCAGGCCGUUUUCUCUUGGCAUCCCCUGACGAAGUUAAAGAUGAGGCGCCCCUUCGCAGCUUGGUGCCAGCCGGCCUCUUCCGGCCAGGGCAUUACGUCACAGUGACCAAGGGGUGUGGCUGCAGGAUGGGACGUCUAGGCAAUCCGUAUCGCGCGGGGGCCCUGGGCAACGUGGCCAAGUGGUGGAUGGCGAUCGAAGACGACUUCUCCAGUCUUCAGCUUCAGCGGUGCCAGUGGCGCUACGACGUCUGGAUCUCAGAGAAACCCCUGGUCGACGUGGGCACGGUCGCUGGCGACGGUGACCCAGACCUCGGCUGCACCAUCUCCUACGAGUCCAGGGAGCUCCCCGAGCCAGUGGACGACCUGUCGCAGCUGGUGGAAGUGUCGGGCUACAACCUCGGCACCCACAUCGACUGGCACUGGGAGCAGAACGACCGCUACGGGGUCGGGACCCAGUUCCCAGGCUCCAGGCUCCUCCAUUCGCAGGAGGCCGUGAUCGGCCCCGCGGGGCCCCCGUCGGCGAUCGACGACGACGGGUGCAACUUCACCUACCCGUUCCAGAUCUGGAGGAAGCCUCCCGCGGCACUGGAGCCCUCCGAGCGGGAGGCCGACGACGCGCACCUCUCGGCCAUGGUGGCGGACUUCCGGGGAGAGCCUCGGCUCCGUGCUCUGCUCCGCCCGCUGCGCCUUCGGCGACCUGCAGAGCGUCCCCCAGGCGCUGGAGCGGCUCCUCGGCCUCCCGCGCCCCGCGGCCCCCCUCCGCCCGCGCUUCGUGCCGCACCAGCGCGGCACGAGCAAGCCCUGCGGCCACGUGCAGGAGAUCGAUGCUCAUGCCGCAGGGCUUCCCCGCGGACAGGGCGGGCUUCGUGCGGAGCGGCCUCGGCGAGCCCACCGCGAACGGGUCGAGCGCGGGCGGGCUCCUGGACGUCAUCGAGCGCAUCUACAGAGAGGACUGCGACUUCGAGGCGACGCUGCUGCUGCACCCUGCGCCGUGUGCAGAGGGGCACGUGCCCGACCUCCGCCUCGGCCCCUCGGGGCUCCUGCAGGAGGCCUGCGUGCCUCGGGCGGCGGGCGGCAGCGGGGCGGCCCCGCUCCACCGUUACGCCGUCGCCUGGGACCUGAGCUACCACAGCGGCGACGAGCUGCGGGGGGAAGAGGAGGAUCGGGUCGAGAGCAACCUGACCCGAGCCGGCUUCAGCCGCUGGGGCGAGGCGAUGAUGCUGUCGUCCCCGAGGCUCAACACGGACACCUGGUACUGGAGGCGGAGCCUCCGCCAGCGCAUCUUCGUGCAGCGGGACCCCCGCGUGACCACCGCCUCCGGCGCCGAGGUGUGCCGCGGGUGAGGCCGCCGCGCCCCGGGCAUCGGGGGCGCCCGGAUGCGGAGGUGUCGCUCGGCGAUCAUGGGCCGCUCCUGGCGAA